This is a messenger RNA of Mytilus trossulus (common blue mussel), 3793 nucleotides long. RefSeq names its product KAT8 regulatory NSL complex subunit 3-like. Gene Ontology annotation, biological process: positive regulation of transcription by RNA polymerase II. Lineage: Eukaryota; Metazoa; Mollusca; Bivalvia; Mytilida; Mytilidae. Gene Ontology annotation, cellular component: NSL complex. Bases 140 to 3169 code for a protein of 1009 amino acids. The transcript has 14 exons. The record is from RefSeq and is a predicted model, not a curated record.
UGGCCUUCACCUCUUAGUAUAUUUUGGCGUGGAAUGCUAAAUAAUAUAUUAUUUUGUCGAUGUAUUUAAGUAUGAAUGCUUCAUAAGACAGCAUUCCCAAUUAUUUAUCAUUUUACAGUAGAGAUAAUUUUUGUUUAAAAUGGAUUUUUACCAACCAGACAGAGGCAAUACAGUGGCCAUGGACCAUUGUUAUUCCAAGCCGUGGAGUGCUCAUCCAGAUGCCAGUAAUGCCAGACCAAUCAAAAAAUUAUAUAUGCCCAAGCUACCACAUCUUACACAAAUGCAUGUUCAAAACAGGGAAGCAGAAAUAGAUGUUUGUACAGUAACAGAACCCAGCAAGCCACCCUAUGACACAGCUAAAGCCAGAAGUCUAAUGCAGGAGUGUGGACGACAUGUACCUCUAAUGAGAACAGAAGAAAGCCCAGAGGACUGGGAAGAAAGAAUUUCAAGGUUUAAACAAAUGAAUGGAUGGAGUUUACAACAGAACAGGUUGUUUAAUAAAGUGAUGAAGGCAUUACAGUCAGAUAGACUUGCCAGGCUGUCAUAUGUUGAUACAAAAAAUGAACCAAUAAUGAGAAGGAUUCAUAUAGAUAAAACAGCAAGACGAAUCAGACAGGCUCUGGCUGGUGUAUCAUGGGAUUCCAAAUUGACACAAUGGUUACAUAAUUUACUGAUAGAGAAUUUAAGUAUCCAGAUGUUAGCAUCAUAUUUAGAUGUAUUACAGACCCUCAGGGCAAAGUUGCCAACAAUGAUAGAUAAAAUGGUGGCUAUUGGUUUAGCAAGUGGCAAAUCAGCAACGUCCAUAGAAGCAUUACAUUUACUGCUGAAAAGGCCAUGGGACCCAGUCUUGAGUACUUAUAAUCAACAAAAACCUCAAAAGUUGCCAGGAAACCCUUUGAUCAUAGUAGCGCCCUCUGUACCAUCUGCAGGAGGUCAUGCUUACUCUAAAAGAACAAGAUUCUGGAAUUCUCAGUUAUCUAACCUUGGCAAGGUCAUCCCUGUCACCAUGCACACGGUGAAUGGCAGUAAAGGUGUUGGUAUAUCUCAGUGCUUAGAACAUAUGGUUGGAGCUGUACAUACAAAAGUCUUGGAGCUAAAAGGACAUUUUCAACAUAAACCAAUAGUUUUACUAGGAUGGGAUACAGGCUCAUUAAUUGCUUGUCAUGUGGCACUACAAGAAACUGUGUCUGCUGUUGUAUGUCUUGGUUUACCAUUGAGUGGCAUCAGUGGAUAUAGAGGGGAUAUAGAAGAUUCGUUACUAGACCUGACAACUCCUUCUUUGUUUGUGAUUGGUCAGAACUCAACAACAACAAAUAUGGAUGAUAUGGAAGAUCUGCGUGAGAGAAUGAGGGCAGAGAAUGCUUUAGUUGUCAUAGGUGGCGCUGAUAACCAACUCAGAAUGUCAAGGGCAAAACGAAAGCAAGAAGGAAUUACACAGAUUGUUUGUGAUAAAAAGAUUAUGGAUGAAAUAUCUGAAUUUCUUGGUGGAAUAUUAUCACAGUCAACAUCCCAGUAUAUAGAAACACCAGAGGCGUCAGAUGCUGAAAUGAAGAAGAAACCAAAAAAAAGGAAUGAGAAAUUAAUGACAGUUUCAGGGGCAAGUCAUAUAAAAACUGAAAUUGGCACGAAAGCUCAACAUACAGGUUCAACUAUAGUGCCUAAGAGGAAAUCCACUCAUAAUUCUCUGGCUCCUCCACGGAAGAGAAUUAAAUCUGCACCAGACUCGAAGUUUUCACCAGGUACAACUCAUGUUAUGAAGAGUGCACCAGAGUUAUCAGGAUUAUUACGAGGACAGAGACAAAUACAUGACAUAAAACAAGAGAUAGACAUGCAGAAUAGACUUCUGAAGGAAGGAUCUGCUUUAUAUUCUGAUCUGAAGGCACAGCUAGCUGCUAAGGCUACUGCACAUCAGGCAUUAGCAGGUUCAUUGACAUCAGCUGAUAUAAAGGCACAACUAGCAGCUAAAGCAGCGCAGCAGUCUCUUGCUGCGUCAUUAGCCAGCACUUCUCAGUUAAACAGUGUUCGACAGGUAUCAGCCAAUACUUUAACCUCCGUUCAAGCAGCUGCAGGUAAUCACAAUGAAAGCAUGCUGUCAAAACAUUUACAGACAUCGUCGGAGAACACCUUACCAAGUCUAGCUUCUACGCUCACUUCAUUACACAAUGCUCUGAGAACUGGUGGAUACAAACCAUCUGUCCAUAUAACAUCAGCUCAGUCAAUGACAAGUCAGAUUCAACAUUUACUUUAUUCAUCUGUGAAUAGAACGACAGAAACCAAGACACAUAAAUCACUUCCAACAUUGUUGUCAUCGUUAAAAUCCCCUGCCAUGGUUUCGCCUGGAAGUAUACUUGAAGCAUCUUCAUCCCCAAGUCACACACCAGGCACUCCAAUUAAUUCAUCUACUACCACACAGACUGAUAGUGAGAAACUUCAGGCCAUUCAGAAACUGCAAUUCCAUGAUUUCCCUCUGACUACAGCGAGUUUGAUCAAGUUCCCUAACACAGCUACUUUGACACAGGCUAAAAUAUUAACAAGUUCAAAUGCCACUAAAAGUCCCAGCCCAGGUUUAUCUGAUAUCAGUAAACCUUCUACAGUUCAGAUUGUAACCAGUAAGGGUAAUCAAAUGGAGUCCUCUGGAACAAUGACCAUGGAAACAGAUGAUUCAUCUCCACCACGGCCACAAAGACCAGCUAUUGUCAGCACUGUCACGGAAGGAAAUAUAGUAACUGUCAGUCUUACAAGUGACAAAAGUAUUAUACAUUCUGCACCAUCCACAACUAAACUCCAAACCACUGGAUCAGGAAUAAUCAGACCUAUUACUACGUCAGAAACAUUAGGUAAAGUCAAUUCUUUACUGGAAUCUAGUCCUGUCAUUCAAAGAACAUCCACGAACAUUGUAACUCCUAGCUCUUCACAAAUAGGGAGCUACACCAUUACAAAAACAUAUGAAUCCACAUCAAAAAAGACCCCAGUUACUAGCACAACAACUCAUGUGGGGUCCUCAGUCCCAAAGUCUAGUACUACAACUCAUUCUGUUACUCCUAAGACUAGUAAAUCUACAGCUGCCACAACAGUAACAUCGUACACAGCCACACCUAAACCUGCAUUGUCUACCAUUGCAGCUACGAGAACAAGGAGAAUUAAAACACCAAAACAGUAUGACCUUUGAACUAGGAAUCUGAUGAACUUUAGUAAAACAUACAGAAUAAUAGAAUAAGGACUACACUCAGACAAGAAUAUUACUUUCAAUACACAUCUUGGAUAAAGAUGAUAACAUUGCUCAAGGUUUUUCUUGUGACUAUUCUUUCAAAAAAAUGUACAAAUGCACUUGCGCAGUUGAGAAGGACAUAUUUCAGAUGCAAAAUGUGUAUAUCUGUGCGAGAAGAACAAAACAAUGUUAAAUGUGAGGUAUGGUGUCAUUCUAGUUAACUUGUCAUACCAUUGAAUAUUGUGAGACAAAUCUAUUAAAGGCCAAGGAGGAUAUAGUGCUUAGUUUUCAUGGCUUUAGAGUUUUAUCUUUGAUGGUUGGUUUUUUCUGAAGGAGGAGCCUUUAAGAUAACCAUCAAAGUGUUUAACAUUAUUAUAAUGCUAAAACUGAAAUUUUAACCUUAAAUAGGAGAUGACAUUUGAAUAUACAAAGUUUAUACCUAGAUUAUUGUUUAUGAAAUGGCAAUCAUGUGCAUGAAUGCUGUUUAAAUUCAUUUCCGUAAAUGUUUUGUUAUGAGACCUAGUUGUUACUUGAAACUGUUUUGUGUUGUAUCAAUGUGCUAUAUCAUUAAAUCAUUUAUAUACA